Pseudovirgaria hyperparasitica is the source of this 3630-nucleotide messenger RNA. RefSeq lists its product as uncharacterized. The annotation marks the transcript as partial. Lineage: Eukaryota; Fungi; Ascomycota; Dothideomycetes; Acrospermales; Acrospermaceae. The transcript has a single exon. The record is from RefSeq and is a predicted model, not a curated record. Gene Ontology annotation, biological process: positive regulation of establishment of bipolar cell polarity regulating cell shape. Gene Ontology annotation, cellular component: plasma membrane of growing cell tip. Gene Ontology annotation, molecular function: protein binding.
UCCAUCAUCGCCCUAUCCUCUCUUCUCGCCUCGCCCGUCGCCGCCUUCAACUUCACGCCCGCGCCCUCGUCGAACCUCAGACUCGAUACCCUCGGUCGUGUUGCCUUCGCCGGUGACUUUGACGGUCUAUCGCUCUUCCAAUACCUCGAGCAGAAUGAAGACAGCUACUAUACAAACGGCUCGCAGUCGCUGCUGUCGCGCUUCCCCAAUGGCGCCUUUGCCUCCAUCUCGCUCGCCGAUGCGCACAUCAAGGCUAUGUGUCCAUACUUUAUAAACGGUGAAUUGCAAGGUCUGGUCGUCGGUGGCAACUUUACCAGCGUCGGAGGCAUCAACUCGCAGGGCGUCGCGAACAUCAACGUAGACACUGGCGAAGUCACUCCUCUUCCAGGCUUGUCGGGGAAGGUCGCUGCGCUAUACUGCGAUGACGAUUCUGGCUACGUCUAUGUUGGUGGUGAGUUCCAAGGUCUGAAUUCGACAAACGCCAUCAUCUGGACCGGUCAAUGGACGAAUAUGCCUUUCCAGGGCUUCAACAAACCAGUCACCUCCAUCAUAAAAGCUUCAAACGGCAACUUUAUCUUUGGUGGUGCUUUUGACGGUCUUGGAAACAACAGUACUGGCACAAAGAAGAACGAUACCCAGGUCAUUCCAGUCGCGUCCGGUCAAGUCACUGCCACGAAUUCCAUCCAGCGCGACGGCUUUGGCGAUCCUCGCAACAUCAUCUGUAAGACUGCAGAUUCUGAUGGUUCUGGAAACACUUGGCUUGCGGCCGACAACUCGCCCGCUACCUGGCAAGACAACUUCCGUUUUGGCUUCCAGCCAUCGCUGCUUCGUCUGUACAAUACCAAGAUCGAGGGACGAGGGACAAAGACAUGGCGUUACACUGCUCUGCCUGACACCGGCAUCAUGAACUUUACAUACAUUAAUAAAGACGGCGAACGGGCUUACUGUGACGCCACCUGCCCUCUCCCGGAAGGGAACACGACCGCCCAGGACUUUGAAUUUGUCAACACCAUUGGCAUGAAUGGCUUCCGUAUCGACAUCUCCGACUGGUAUGGCCCUGGCGCCGGCCUCGCUGGGAUAGAGCUGUUCCAGGACGACAUUUAUUCUUACGCCAUCAGCAGCUUCAACGAGCCUCAAUGCGACGACGUCAGUCCCGCCGCUGCCACCGCCACUGUCACAGGCCCCUGGCUAGUCUCCCCCUCAAACGCCAACACCAAUUCCGACUAUCUGUCCAUCCGAGUCAACGACACCAUCUCUGAACAGUCCGCCGCCGGUGUCAGUGUCCAGUUCAAGCCAAACCUCGAACAGUCUGGAAACUAUUCAAUCAAGCUCUACACCCCGGGAUGUAUCCAGGACAACACUUGUAGCUUCCGUGGUCGCGUCUCAGUCUCCGCCAACACUGGCUCUGACACGCCCGUUACUGCUGAGCUUGCGCAGACGAACAACUAUGACAAGUAUGACGAAAUCUUCAACGGCUUCAUCGAUGCCAGCUCCCAGCCUUCCCUUACUCUAUCGCCAACUGCUGGUCAGACUCCUAACCUGGGAUAUCUUGUCUUUGUCGCACAGCGCGUACGAUUCGAACUGAUUGCGGCAUCGACUGGAGAUCUGCAAGGAUUGUUCGAGUACAACCCCAAUCAACAAACUGUCGAUAUCAACAAACUAGACUCUUCCGCUAUCAACAGAGCCGGACAAGGUCUCACUAACGGUGCCAUCGUAAAGGAGCUUGCCAUUCAAGGCGAUGAUACGUUUGUUGGCGGUAACUUCACGUCCGAUGCCUUUAGCAACAUCUUCAAGAUCAGCGGCGGCAAUGCUACGAGUCUCUCGCAAGGCGGUCUGAACAACGAGGUCAUGACCUUCUACCACGAUGAUACCCGGCUAUUUGUUGGUGGCAACUUUACUGCUACACGAAACGGUGGCACGGCUGGACUGAACGGCAUCGCCCUUUACUCCAUCAACGACGACUCUUGGACUGCCCUUGGCUCAGGUGUCGACGGCAUAGUGCAGUCCAUCCUGCCACUGCCUCUCAAUCUUACCGGGGACCAGCCAGAGACAUGCAUUGCCGUCAGUGGUCUCUUCUCUAGUGUAUUUGCUUUCAGCAACAACGCCGCAUUUGAUGCUCAGGGCUUUGCCAUCUGGGUUCCUUCCGUCUCAAACUGGCUACACAAUACCGACUUUGCGACAAUCUCGUUACAGGGACGCCUCGACACCAUGGCCAACGUUCCCAAUUCGUCCCCAUUCUAUUCCGGCUCCGUGUCUUCCCAGGCACUUGCUGCGUCCGGCGCUGUCGGCCUCCGCGAUUCAGAUGGUUUACAGCUACAACAACUGCCGUUCCGUCUGCACCCAACACCUUCUUCUCAGCAAGCUUCGCGCAAGAGAGCUGCCACCAUCAACGGAUUGAAUGUCACGGGCGCUGCUACCGGCCUCAUCUAUGAAGAAAACGAUCUGAAUUACACCAUCAUCGCUGGAAAUUUCAACGCUCAAGUCGAUGGCACCAACAUCACAAACAUCCUCAUAGUCAACGGAACAGACUCUGUCACGGGUUUGCAUGACGAACUUCCGUCGGAAUCUACCUUUGUGACGGUCGGCAUUCAAGACAGGAACGGCGCCGCUCUACUUUUCGCCGGCGGUAGUGUUACUGGAACAGUAAACAACGACAAUGUCAACGGUCUUGUCAUCUACGAUCUUCGCGCCGCAAAGCUUCACGACCCCCAGCCUGAAGGUCUGACUGCCAAUGACAACGAGGCUGUCGUUCAUGCAGUUGCUGUUCAAACCAACAGUGCGGAUGUUUAUGUUGCCGGUGACUUUGAAAGCGCCGGCUCACUUGCUUGUCCUUCAGUCUGUGUAUACAGCACUGACCUCAAUCAAUGGAAUCGUCCUGGCGAUGGUAUCGGAGGCUCUGUCUCGGUCAUGCAAUGGACAACGGACACCGUGCUCAUCAUGGGUGGAAACAUGACUUCCGGAUCAAACAGGACUACCAUGGUCACUUACGAUACUACAAGCCGAGUCUUUACCUCUUUCCCUGGCGCAGAUGCCAUGCCCGGCCCGGUCACCUCACUAAGCGCAGCCAAUGCCGAUCGAACUCAAUUCUGGGCUGGCGGCACGGCAUUGAAUGGGUCUGCCUUUCUACAAAAGUAUGAUGGUAGUCAAUGGCAGUCGAUCAGUCAUCUCCUUGGCGAGAACACGGUCAUCAGUGCGCUCCAAGUCAUGCCGUUGACCGAUGACCACGACAACAAUGACCUGAUGGAAGGCAACAGAGCCCUUCUCGUCAUGGGCCAGCUCAACGUUCCCAACUACGGCAACGCUUCAUCCGCCCUCUACGAUGGCAGAACCUUUACUCCCUUUAUCAUCUCAUCGAGCUCGCGCAACACUGGUGGAAUCAUCAGCCAUGCCUUUGUGCAAAGAGAUGACUUCUUCACCAGCGACGACGGGCACCUUGCUGUUGGUUUCGUUGUGUUGAUUGCGCUUGCCAUAGCUCUUGGUCUAAUCGCUCUGAUCGUACUUGCUGGCAUUGUUGCUGAGCGCUGGCGUCGGAGGCGGGACGGCUACAUGCCUGCCAACCAGAACAUGAUGAGUGGUGCCGGCAACAUGGAUCGCAUCAGGCCAGAGGCUCUCUUUGGUACACUCUCGAAG